Molecule: messenger RNA, 351 nt
Organism: Ostertagia ostertagi
Lineage: Eukaryota; Metazoa; Nematoda; Chromadorea; Rhabditida; Trichostrongylidae
Source: the annotation of a GenBank genome assembly
AUGCCAGUUAGCACCGCUGCUAAGCCAAAUAAUAACGAACGAAUUUCGAAAUUAAUCAAUUCAGGCGGAGCUGAAGAAGCUCUCGAAGCCCGUCCGGGGGCGCACAAGUUGAAAUUGCUCACACGGAAAGGAUUUGUAAAAUUGGCACUCCAAUAUGGCGCCUCUCUAGUUCCCGUGUAUUCGUUCGGGGAAAACGAUCUUUUCUAUCAGCUCGAUAAUCCUGAGGGAUCUUUGGUGCGCAAAUUCCAAACAUUGUCGAAAAAUCUGCUCGGAAUUUCGAUGCCUCUUUUCUACGGAAGAGGGCUGCUUCAGCUAAACUUUCGGCUUUCUACCACAUCGGAGACCGAUUAA